UCUGGCCCAGGUAGUGACAACCAGUCUUAAGUAAAACUGUCUAACUUUCUCUUUCGUUUUCUUGCGUGCACACAAGGCAUUUUCAGAUUUUCAACAGAGUAUGGCAGCCGAAAUAUUGGACAGGGAAAGGGGGAACCUUGUGAAGAGAUUAAACGAGGCCAACAUCAAACGUCUAGUAGAUAUACUCUUUAGCCAAAACGUGAUCAAUCAAUUUGAGAAGGAAACCAUAAUGGAGACACAUGGGCGGGCAGAUAAAGCACGCGUCCUUGUGGACAUUACCUAUGCCAAAGGUGAACGUGCGUCUGAGCUCAUGAUCACCCAACUAAAGGUUGUUGACCUCAUGCUGUACAAUGACAUCUUUUUAAAAAUGGAUUCCAUGGAUUGCAUGGAUGGAUCUCCAGUUUUCAACAUGAGAUGAUGUGAGAUGACUGAAGAGGAGAAAAUAGCCACCUUUUAAUACCACAAUCCGGAGCCUGUAGAUUUUUCUGUUGUUUAUACCUUAUCAUAUCAUCCUUUCAAGGUUAAAAAGCAUUCUCAAUAAAUAAUCUACAUUGAA
Messenger RNA from Oncorhynchus kisutch (coho salmon), 556 nucleotides. RefSeq lists its product as uncharacterized. Gene Ontology annotation, biological process: regulation of apoptotic process. The transcript has 3 exons. The record is from RefSeq and is a predicted model, not a curated record. Lineage: Eukaryota; Metazoa; Chordata; Actinopteri; Salmoniformes; Salmonidae. Bases 101 to 418 code for a protein of 105 amino acids.